This is a messenger RNA of Laccaria bicolor S238N-H82, 633 nucleotides long. RefSeq lists its product as uncharacterized. The record is from RefSeq and is a predicted model, not a curated record. Lineage: Eukaryota; Fungi; Basidiomycota; Agaricomycetes; Agaricales; Hydnangiaceae. The transcript is spliced from 2 exons. Bases 1 to 633 code for a protein of 210 amino acids.
AUGAAUCUGGCCAUGGCAACAGGCCACUGGUGGCCACAAAUCAACACUGUAGGGUAUAUAGCUCUUGUCAUGACAAUACUACUAGUUUUCUCUUCCACCCCCAUUUACUACACACCAAUGGACAACCCUCUCCAGAUUACACAGCUCCUCGAAUCAGUGGGAGCUGAUCUCGUUAAUGAGUACAUCAGGGAGAUAUUUCCGACACCUGUCAUCGCGUCUGCGUGGCACAAAAUUGGAAAUGCCCCAGACUGGAUUGAUAUGCAUGCUUUCAUGGGCUGGAUGAGCCGCCGUCUUCAGUCACAGCCAAAAUCCCAAUCCACCCCCACAUCUUCUCAAUGCAUUAAACGGGAGCCUAUCGCCCUGACUUCAAUCAUCAAAUGCAAGCCAGAUAUAAUUAGUCUUACCGAUUCUGAUGGCUCCGAUGUUAUUGAAUCUGUCGGUGCGCCUUCCUGGGCCACCCUUGCUCCUCAGCGACAUCGCAAAGCCUCCUCCAUGGGAAAGAAAAGGCCUCGAAAAUCAUCUCCCAUUGAUUCUGAAGGCUCUGACUGUGAAGUACUUGACAAGCCUUCUACUGCUGCACCACCAUGGCGUCAUCGUAAAACAGCUCCAUCCCAGAAGAAACAUAGGAUUUGA